This is a messenger RNA of Penaeus monodon (black tiger shrimp), 2651 nucleotides long. It is a transcript of the gene casp, whose product is annotated as FAS-associated factor 1-like. Lineage: Eukaryota; Metazoa; Arthropoda; Malacostraca; Decapoda; Penaeidae. Gene Ontology annotation, cellular component: endoplasmic reticulum; nucleus. Gene Ontology annotation, molecular function: ubiquitin binding. The record is from RefSeq and is a predicted model, not a curated record.
UCUGAGGUGAUAAGCGUGGACUCUUCGCCAGAGAUGUUACCUCCCCCCAUACCUCCCCUACCUGCUGCAGUGCCCUCCACCUCCGCAGCCACUUUGCCUUCAUCUUCAGAUACGGCCGCGGUGAUGGACGUCAAUAUAGAGGUCUUGUGUGGAGGCGCGUCGGAGGGCAGUUCCUUCCCCCUGGAGCUGCCCAACUCGACAUCAGUGAGCGAACUACGCACAAUGCUCCAUCAGCUUGUUGGCAUCACCCCUUGCAAUCAGAUUCUCGAAGGCUUCAAGACCCCAGUAGAAGACAGCACUGUGAUCACGCAUGCAUUGUUGCCAGAGUCUCGCACACUCACCCUAAAUGCUCAGUCUUCAGUAUCAUUUGGCAACUAUUUUGAUAGAGUUAAUGGCGCGCACAGCGAUGAGUACCUUCUCCUCAUCCAUGACGAAACCAAUGGCAAGAAUUACAGCCUCAAGUUCGCAGGCAGUCGUCGCAUCCGGGAGAUCAAGGGUGACAUCCACGACUUGACUAAUAUUGCAGUGCGCAACCAGCAGUGGACAGGCUGGCCUCCAAAUACUGAUGAGGAGAAUGCCACUUUAAAUUCAUCAGGGAUUAGCAAACAGCAUCACUUAACAGUGAGGAAACUCGUAAGGGAACGUACACCACGGGCCCAGAGAAAGACACUGGUGGAUACAGAGGACGAUAACGCCUCGGGUGAAGAAUUCGAAGACACUCCAGAGCUUCUCAAUGAUGAUGAUGACUUCUUUGGGAUGAUGGAUGUAGAUGUGCCCUCAUCCAAGAAGCCACAGACACUGAUCCCUGCCGACAUAGAGGAUGAGGUGAUGGGUGUAAUACACUUCUCAGAGGAGUUCCGCAAUCGUUAUGGGAAUUGUGUGCCCAUGUUCUACCAGGGAUCGCUAGAGGAUGCGCUCAAGGAGUCCGUUCAGCUGCCAGCGAAAAAUAGAAAGUUGUUGGCUGUUUACUUGCAUCAUGAUGGCAGCGUCCUGUCUAAUGUUUUCUGCUCACAAGCUCUCUGUCAGCUCUCCACGGUGGACUACCUCUCAGCAAACUUUGUGGUUUGGGGUUGGGAUCUCACACAUGAAGCUAACAAAGCCAGGUUAUUGAACUUAGUAACCACACACUUUGGCUCUAUGGCCUCUACCACUGUAAGGACUUUCAGUGUUGACAAGCUCCCAGCCUUGCUUGUCAUUACACGGACGAGAGGAACCAUUGAGGUUCUCUCAGUCAUACAUGGCAAUGCAGUCCUAGAUGAGGUCAUGACAGCAUUACUCCAUGCAAUGGAAAUGUUUGAGGAGCAAAGAGUGACGGAAGUGCAGGAGGAGGAGGCACGAGAAGCCAGGGAAGCAGUCAAGGCAGAGCAAGAUGCAGCAUAUUUGGAGUCUCUGGCUGCUGACAGAGCAAAGGCGGCUGCAAAGAAACAAGCAGAAAUGGAAGAGAAGCAAGAGAGAGAGAGAGUGGAGUCCAUCAAACAGCAGGAAGAGGCAAUUAAGCAGGCUGUGAGAGCAUCAUUAGAGACAGACCUCCCAGAUGAGCCUGGGCCAGACUGCAAAGAACCAGUGUCAACCCUCAGAUUUCGGAUACCUGGAGGAGAGACCUUCCACCGCAACUUCCUUGCAAACACCACUCUCCAGGUUCUGCUCAACUUUCUGCAUGUCAAAGGAUAUCCAGCAGAUGAAUACAAGUGUCUUCAGUCUUGGCCCCGCAGAGAUGUGAGCUCUCUUGACACAUCCAAAACCUUGAUGGACUACAAGUUGUACCCACAAGAGACCUUGAACAUUGAAGAGCGAUGAGGAGUCUCUAAGGGGCUGUCCAAUGCCCCCAUACCCCUAUCCCUCCCUUGCCUUCCAUACCCCCUCCUUACAUGCCCACAGACACAUCCCAUGCAUCAACAUCUGUGUUUGUAUGUUCGUGCAGUCCUGGAAGCUUCAAAAGAGUCCUUUUAGGGUGACACACCAUUUUGUCUCCCUUUCCUCCUCCCCUCCCCUUUGAUCCCCUCUGGCAACACUUCACUUUUCCUUCACCCAACCCCCAGCCUCCCCUUCCCCCUUAGAGUCCUUAAAAGAAAGAAGAAGAAAAAAAAAAAAAAAAAAAAAAGACUCCUGUGAUUUGACAAAGAGACGAGACCCCCCGGGUGUUUUGCAUGUACACUGUGAAGAUGGAGAAAGGAGGGAAAAGGAAGAAGAGAAAGCUUUUCCUCCUCUCCAAGAAGUAGUAGAAGGAGACAGAGAAGAAGAAAAGGAAAAAGUGUCCAAGUGGUAGUCAAUAAGUUGGGAGGAAGAUGCACAGUGGACUUUUUUUUUUUUUUUUUUUUCCUCGCUCUCCCUUAUUUCUUUUCUUCUUUUUGUUCAUGUGUAGCUAGGAUAUACCCCCUUUCUUUUUAAUUUUUUGGUAUUAUUAUUAUAAUUAAACAUCAUUAUCAUCAUUGCUACCAUCAUAAUCACUUUGCUUUUUAUUCUGUUUCUGUCUUAUACUUUUUUUUUUACUUGGAGCAUUUCUCGUUGGGUCACGAUCUCUUUAUCACUAGGCUUGACUGUAUAGUAGUAAAUUACUGGAAUUGCAGAUAUAUACUCUACAUUUUUAUAUAAGAUUAUUGUAGCCUUUAAGGAAACAAAACAAAAAUGAACAAAAAAAUAUAUAUAUAAAA